Fonsecaea erecta is the source of this 708-nucleotide messenger RNA. RefSeq lists its product as hypothetical. The record is from RefSeq and is a predicted model, not a curated record. Lineage: Eukaryota; Fungi; Ascomycota; Eurotiomycetes; Chaetothyriales; Herpotrichiellaceae. The transcript has a single exon. The coding region runs from base 1 to 708 and encodes 235 amino acids.
AUGUCUGCAUCUACCGCGCCCCGUGGUCCUCCCGACGCCUCGGCGAUGAAAACGCGCAUCAUCACCCACAUGAACGAAGACCAUCAGCUCUCGCUCCGCCUGUAUCUGCAACACUACUCCCAUGUCCCUUCGCCCGGCACCGUCUCGGCUCAGAUGCUAGACAUCACAACGGAACACAUGAUCAUAUCGUCUGGCUACGGCCGACAUGUCAUCCUGUUUGAACCGCCCAUGAAAAGCCUCAUGGAAGCUCGGGAGAGACUCGUCACCAUGCACGAACACUGCCUGAACCAACUGGAUUUGUCUGACAUCGUGGUGGACACGUACGUGCUGCCAGACCGGGCGUGGCAGUGGGCGCUGUCCGGACUUUGUCUGUUGAUUUUCGCCACAUUUCCAUUUCGAGAGUCCUUGAGACUGGAGUCGGGGUCGUGGAUCUCCCGAGUCUGGAGUCUUGGUGGUGCGGCACCUUGGCUGGCCAAACUGUGUUACAUGCUGGCCCCAGCAGUGCUAGGUGUCAUAGUAGUUUUCCAUUGCGGUGAAGCGAUGUGGUUCAUUCAGAGGCGGUUGAGACGGCACUGGGUUGAAUGGGGAUCUGUGGCCUGGACGUGCUGGGUUGUGGACUGUCUCGUCGAGGGCGGGGGUUGUCUGUCGAGGUUCGACAGGGUGGUGAAGAAGAUGGAGAUGGAGAAGAAGGGAGGGGGCAAACAUUGA